CCUGGCUGAGCCGGGUAACAUCGCUCGCAAGUGACAGUGGGGGACGCCCGAAGUUAACCUCGUCAAGAGUUACUCCGAGUGGGACUAAUUGACGUUCUUAUCCGAGUUGCGAAAAGUGAAUCCGUAAAAAGUAGCCAUGCAGGGUUAUCAACGGAAUUUCGAGGACCAGCGGGAGGAGGAGACCAUCGUGGUCGACCUGGUGCCGCCUCAGUACCAGCUCAGUCCUCCUCACAGCCCUCCCUCCGGGAUGCCAAAAACGCCAGAGAAGGAGUCGCCAAACUCGCAGCAGCAGCAGCAACAGCAGCCGCUGUCGUCGAUGGACCCGAACAUCCGCAGAUACAGGACCGCGUUUACCCGGGAACAAUUGUCCCGGCUGGAGAAGGAAUUUCACCGGGAGAAUUACGUGAGCAGGCCGAGGAGGUGCGAACUCGCGGCGCAGCUGCACCUGCCCGAGUCCACGAUCAAGGUGUGGUUCCAGAACAGGCGCAUGAAGGACAAGCGGCAGCGCAUGGCGAUGGCGUGGCCGUACGCGAUGUACACGGACCCGGCGCUGGCGGCGACGCUGCUCGCUGCGGCGACCGCGACGUUGCCACCUCCGGCGUACCACGGGGCGGCAGGGUUGCCGACGGCGCACCUCGCGCCGAGCUACCCCGCGGCCGCGGCCGCGGCCUACUACGCGGCGCGCUACAGCCCCUAUCCGGGGCCACCGACCGCGCCGACCUCCGCCUCGGCCGGCCUGCACCGUCCGCACGCGCAGGCGCCGAGCUACCCCCACCCGCACCUCGUGCAGCCGCACCCGGCACUGCCGGCGCUGCCAGCGCUGCACCUACCUACCCUCGGCAGCGGCUCGCCGUUCGGCCCCCCGCCGACCUCCGCGGCGGCGCCCACCUACCACCGGCCCAGCCUCCCCGAGCUGAGCCCCUCUCACUCCGACACCUCGAGCGAGUGUGACUGCGGGGCCGCGCACCCGCAUGCGCAUAUGCCCCCCUCGGCCAACCCACGUGACAAGGCCAGCCCGCCGCUGAAGCUGCCCCUCGGAUUGCCCGCGCAAAUUCAAACCAUCCAGACGGCCUUCGAGAGCAAGGGCUACACCGGGACGGCGACCAACACGAAGAUCGACCCGCCCAAGCUGUUCCAGCCCUACAAGAGCGACGUCCUCGAGAAGGCGUAGGCCAUCCUCGGCUCUAUACCGACCUUCUGUACAUAGAAUUGUAUAUAAAAAUUCAAGCCGUGGCGGCUGGA
Orussus abietinus is the source of this 1242-nucleotide messenger RNA. Its product is annotated as segmentation protein even-skipped. The record is from RefSeq and is a predicted model, not a curated record. Gene Ontology annotation, biological process: regulation of transcription by RNA polymerase II. Bases 137 to 1171 code for a protein of 344 amino acids. Lineage: Eukaryota; Metazoa; Arthropoda; Insecta; Hymenoptera; Orussidae. Gene Ontology annotation, molecular function: RNA polymerase II cis-regulatory region sequence-specific DNA binding; DNA-binding transcription factor activity, RNA polymerase II-specific. Gene Ontology annotation, cellular component: nucleus. The transcript has 3 exons.